Messenger RNA from Centropristis striata (black sea bass), 1845 nucleotides. Its product is annotated as general transcription factor II-I repeat domain-containing protein 2-like. The transcript has a single exon. NCBI's taxonomy places the organism in Eukaryota, Metazoa, Chordata, Actinopteri, Perciformes, Serranidae. The record is from RefSeq and is a predicted model, not a curated record. Bases 1 to 1845 code for a protein of 614 amino acids.
AUGGCGGAGGCUCCGAGAAAGAAAUCGAAAACGUAUCAUUUCCAUGAGGAAUGGGAAGAGGAAUUUAUUUUCACCAUGGUGAAAGACAAGUGUGUUUGUAUGCUGUGCCACCAAACUCUAGCGCUGUCUAAAAGAGGAAACCUGGAGCGGCACCACAACACCAACCACGACAAAUUCAAAGACAGUUUCCCCGGCAAGAGCGCAAUCCGCGCUAGGAAAGUUGCUGAGCUGAAAGCGGGGUUGAAGGCCCAGCAGUCGCUUUUCACAAAACCUGCUACUCAAAAUAAGGCCGUAACUGAAGCUUCAUUCCGUAUUAGUCACCUUUUGGCUAAACACAAGAAGCCUUUUACAGAUGGUGAUUUAUUCAAGGAGGCAAUGGCCAUCACUGCAGAGACGGUUUUCAACGGCUUCAAAAACAAAGACGACAUCAAAACUGCGCUCCGCAGUGUCCAGCUUGGGCCCAAUACAGUGGCGAGGAGGGUCGAGGAAAUGUCAGGGGACGUGGAUCGACAAGUGCUAAAAGACUUGUCACACUGUGAAUAUUUUUCACUACAGUUUGAUGAAUCCCUGGAUGUAAUGGACACAGCUCAGCUUGUUGUAUUUGUUAGGAUGGCGUUCCCGGACUCUACAACAAAAGAGGAUCUCCUUACUCUUUUGCACUUAAAGGAGAGAACGAGAGGUGAGGAUAUUUACAACGCGUUUAAAAAAUAUGUUCGCGAUAAUGACAUCCCGAUUCACAAACUGGUGGCAAUUACAACUGAUGGAGCCCCAGCGAUGCGUGGUGUGCGCGCUGGAUUUAUUGCUCUGUGCCGUAAUGACCAGGAUUUUCCUGACUUCGUGAAUUACCACUGUGUCAUUCACCAGCAGGCCUUGGCGGGGAAGGCCGUGAACUUUUCUCAAGUGAUGACUCUGGUGGUUAAACUGAUCAACUCGAUUAGAGCAAAAGCGCUUCAGCACCGCUUAUUCAAGGCGUUAUUGGAUGAGCUCGAUGCCGCGUACGGAGACCUACUCCUCCACGCUGAUGUCCGGUGGUUGAGUCGCGGCAAAGUGCUGCAGCGAUUUGUCGAUUUGCUGCCCGAGAUAAAGACUUUUCUGGAGACAAGGAACGAGGAGCAUGAGGAGCUGUCAGAUGAUCAGUGGCUGCUGGACCUGGGGUUUCUGACAGACCUGACAGCAAAACUGAACGCACUGAACAACGAGCUCCAGGGGAAAGACCGACACCUGCCCCACAUGAUAAGCGCAGUGAAUGCGUUCAAGGCCAAGCUCGGUGUUUGGAACACACAGCUGAAAAACGGGAGGCUGACACACUUUCCCAACCUGGAGAAAAUGUCACAGGCCAUCGGUGACAAGGACGCUUUUCACCCUGAGCAGUACUGUGUUCACCUGGACAAAGUGGCAGCAGAGUUCAGUCGGCGUUUUGCUGAAUUAGACGUCAUGGAAGAUGUUGCUGCAUUCGUCUUAAACCCAUUCCUGACCAUCGAUGUGGAACAGGUAUCAGGCAAAUUUCAGCAGGUAUUUGCUCUGCCUAGUGGGGUUGACAUGGAGAUGGUUGAUUUGCAAAAUGACAUUGAGCUGAAAGCAAGAGCACGGGACAGUAACUUUUGGGGAAUUGUCAGCAGGGAGAAGUUUCCCCUCCUCACCUCAUGUGCACUAAGAGUGAGUGCCUACUUUGGGUCCACUUACCUCUGUGAAAUGGCAUUUUCACAGAUGAAAAUAAUUAAAUCAAAGUACAGGAGCCACCUUACUGACAAACACCUCACAGACUGUCUCAGACUAGCUGUCAGUAGCUAUGAGCCAAACUACAAAGCACUCACAGACAGUAUUCAGUCACAGCCAUCUCACUAA